Molecule: messenger RNA, 2511 nt
Organism: Spirodela intermedia
Lineage: Eukaryota; Viridiplantae; Streptophyta; Magnoliopsida; Alismatales; Araceae
Source: the annotation of a GenBank genome assembly
AUGGUUAAGAAACCUUCGGGAUGGCUAUGGCUGCUGUCCCUUCAGGUCCCUCUUCUGGUCCUCGUCUUUUCUGGUGCCCUCGAAACCUCUACCGGCUCUGCAACAAGCUCCAUCUCCGCCGGCCGACCCCUCGCCGGCGACAGCACCUUGGUCUCCCAUGGCGGGGUCUUCGAGCUGGGUUUCUUCUCCCCGGGUAAGACUGGUAGAUUCUACGCCGGCAUCUGGUACACGAAGGUCUCCCGAAGAACCCCGGUGUGGGUGGCUAACAGGGCGGCACCGCUUCGUAGCGCCGCCGCCUCCGAGCUCUCCAUCUCCGGCGACGGCAACCUGGUCCUCCUCGACGAGGCCAAGCAACCCGUCUGGUCCACCAACGCCACCUCCAUAUCCUCCAACUCCACGGUGGCGGAGCUUCUGAAUACUGGCAACCUGAUUCUGAGAGACGGGCUCGACUCAGGAAACGUCUUCUGGCAGAGCUUCGACCACCCGACGGACAGCUGGCUCCCAGGCGGCAAGCUGGGGAUGAACAAGCUCACCGGCGAGGUCCAGCGGCUGGUCUCAUGGAAGAACUCCGAGGACCCUGCCCCGGGGAUCUUCUCCCUCGAGAUCGACCCUAGCGCAAGCAGCAGCCAAUACUUCAUCCUGUGGAACUCCUCCCACGAGUUCUGGUCCAGCGGCGCCUGGAACGGCCGGAUCUUCAGCAACGUCCCCGAGAUGGUCCCCGGUUACAUCUACGACUUCGCUUUCGUCUCCGGCGAGGAGGAGACCUACUUCACCUACAACACCACGCUUAGCAGCGACGUGAUCUCCAGGUUCGUGGUGGACAUCUCCGGCCAGAUAAAGCAGCUCACCUGGAUCGCCGGCGCCGGCGAGUGGAUGCAGUUCUGGUCGCAGCCGCGACCGCAGUGCGACGUCUACCGCCUCUGCGGGCCAUUCGGCAUCUGCAGCGAGAAGACGAUGCCCCACUGCGCCUGCGCAAUGGGCUUCGAAAAGGCCUCGCCGGUGGACUGGGAACUCGGCGACCUAACCAGCGGCUGCGCAAGGAGGACGCCGCUGAAGUGCGGUGGCGAGGACAGGUUCUACACCAUGCCCAACGUGAGGCUGCCGGCGGAGCCGGCGGCGGCGACGGCCCGCAGCGCCGAGGAGUGUGAAUCCGCGUGCUUGGGCAACUGCUCUUGCACCGGUUAUUCCUACGACGGGGGAUGCUCCCUGUGGUAUGACGCUCUGUUCGAUCUGCAGCAGCUCCCCGAUAGUAUCCGAGGCGGGGGGACCCUCCACCUCCGCCUGGCGGUGCUCGAGUUCCCGUCGCCGGCGUCGGGGAAGAAGGCGACCGUGGAGAUCGCUGUCGGCACCAGUGCUGGGGCCGUGGCCGUCGUGGCUCUCGCCUUGGCAAUGGUUUGGCGCUGGCGCCAGAGGAAGUUCCGUGGUUUGAGGCUGGUGGAGGGGUCGCUGGUGGUUUUCAGGUACAGUGAGCUGAAACGUGUGACGGGGAACUUCUCCGACAAGCUCGGAGGAGGAGGGUUCGGGUCAGUGUACAGAGGGACAAUGGGGGACUCCACCGAGGUGGCCGUGAAGAAGCUGGAAGGCCUCAGGCAGGGAGAGAAGGAAUUCCGAUCGGAGGUCUGCACCAUCGGAACGAUCCAGCACGUCAACCUGGUUCGCCUCCGGGGGUUCUGUUCGCAUCGCUCGAGGAGGCUGUUGGUCUACGAUUACAUGCCCGGAGGUUCACUGGACCGCGCUCUGUUCAGGGGCCAGGCGGCGCCGCCGGUGGGGUGGAAGACGAGGUACCAGAUAAUCCUGGGGACCGCCAGGGGGCUGGCCUAUCUGCAUGAGAGGUGCCGUGACUGCAUCAUCCACUGCGACAUCAAGCCGGAGAACAUCCUCCUAGACGGCGAGUUCAUCCCCAAGGUGGCAGACUUCGGCAUGGCCAAGCUCGUGGGGAGGGAAUUCAGCCGCGUCCUCACCACCGUGAGGGGAACCAGAGGCUAUCUCGCACCGGAGUGGAUGUCUGGGGAGGCCAUCACCGCCAAAGCCGACGUCUACAGCUUCGGGAUGAUGCUAUUCGAGAUUAUCUCCGGGAGGAGGAAUUCGGAGGAGAAGGGAGAGGAGAAGUACGCCUUCUUCCCCGCGUGGGCCGCCAAGAAGCUGCUCUCCGGUGAACUCCUCGGCCUGGUGGACCCGAGGAUGGAGGAGGAAGCCGACAUGGAAGACCUCACCAGAGUUCUGAGAGUCGCCUUUUGGUGCGCUCAGGAAGACGAGACCCUCAGACCAUCGAUGGGCCACAUUAUCCAGAUCCUUGAAAGAGCUAUCGAUGUUGAGUUCCCCCCCAUUCCGAGGUAUCUCCAACUUCUCUGGGAGAACCCAGAUGCCGUGGAGUUCUCCAGCACCGGCGUCUCGUCGGUGCAGUUCUCCGACGUCCUUGCCGGCGGCUUCUCCUCGAGCUCUCAGAGCACGAGCCACGCUUCCUCGGCGGCGAACCUCCGAAGCUUUCCCUCCGGCGAUCCCUCCCGGUGA